This is a messenger RNA of Suricata suricatta (meerkat), 3537 nucleotides long. RefSeq names its product egl-9 family hypoxia inducible factor 1 (gene EGLN1). Gene Ontology annotation, molecular function: peptidyl-proline 4-dioxygenase activity; ferrous iron binding; L-ascorbic acid binding. The record is from RefSeq and is a predicted model, not a curated record. Gene Ontology annotation, biological process: peptidyl-proline hydroxylation to 4-hydroxy-L-proline; cellular response to hypoxia. NCBI's taxonomy places the organism in Eukaryota, Metazoa, Chordata, Mammalia, Carnivora, Herpestidae. Bases 1 to 1176 code for a protein of 391 amino acids. The transcript is spliced from 7 exons. Gene Ontology annotation, cellular component: nucleus; cytoplasm.
AUGACGGUGGACAUCUUGGCCACCAACUUCAUUGAUGAAGCUAAACAGACCAUGAAUCAGAGGCAAAACAACCCCGGCGAGAGCCACCUUGCAGCGGAGGCCAGAGCGCGCCUAGAGCAUGCCGGGUGGGCCCUGGACAAACAGCAGCCAUCUUCCGGGCCCAGCUCGGCGCCGCUCUCCCCGGCAGGUGUAGGCACCGUCCGCAGCCGAGCGGCCCCGCCCUUCCGCUCUCGCGGGCCUGCCCCUCGGCGUCCCCGCCGCGGCCUCCGCCCGCCUCGCGCGGCUGCGGGCGGCCAGGGCCAGGCGGCGGCGGCCGAGGCGGAGCCGGUGAAGGAGGAGGCGCCGGCCCGCGCGUCGCAGUUCCAGGAGAAGGCAAACCUGUACCCGCCGAGCAUCACGCCGGGCGAGGGUCUGAGCCACGGCGGCGGCCUGCGGCCCAACGGGCAGACGAAGCCCCUGCCGGCGCUGAAGCUGGCGCUGGAGUACAUCGUGCCGUGCAUGAACAAGCACGGCAUCUGCGUGGUGGACGACUUCCUGGGCAAGGAGACGGGGCAGCAGAUCGGCGACGAGGUACGCGCCCUGCACGACACCGGCAAGUUCACGGACGGGCAGCUGGUCAGCCAGAAGAGCGACUCGUCCAAGGACAUCCGAGGCGAUAAGAUCACCUGGAUCGAGGGCAAGGAGCCCGGCUGCGAGACCAUCGGGCUGCUCAUGAGCAGCAUGGACGACCUGAUCCGCCACUGUAACGGGAAGCUGGGCAACUACAAAAUCAAUGGCCGGACGAAAGCCAUGGUUGCUUGUUAUCCAGGCAAUGGAACGGGUUACGUACGUCACGUUGAUAAUCCAAAUGGAGAUGGAAGAUGUGUGACAUGUAUAUAUUAUCUUAAUAAAGACUGGGACGCCAAGGUAAGUGGAGGUAUACUUCGAAUUUUUCCAGAAGGCAAAGCCCAGUUUGCUGACAUUGAACCCAAAUUUGAUAGACUGCUGUUUUUCUGGUCUGACCGUCGCAACCCUCAUGAAGUACAACCAGCAUAUGCUACAAGGUACGCAAUAACUGUUUGGUAUUUUGAUGCAGAUGAGAGAGCCCGAGCUAAAGUAAAAUAUCUCACAGGCGAAAAAGGUGUGAGGGUUGAACUCAAUAAGCCUUCUGAUUCAAUCAGUAAAGACGUCUUAUAGAGCCUUUGAUCCAGCAAUACCCCCCCUUCAGCUACAGUAAUUGUUGACAGGAUUUGUUAACCUGUGAAUACAAAUAAGUGGGAUAAAGACAAAUAGACAACCAGUUGGCAUUUUAAUGAGGAAACCGACAACUUCUUGUGUUGCAUCGAAGGAAGAUCUGGACUGCGUGACCGCAUGAUCGCCUCCAAACCUGUGAUCGCUUCUGGGAAGAGUAUAAGCUACCGCUGACAAUGGCAUUGACAUCUGGACAUGAAAUAAGUGCCCUCGGUAGAAUGUUUUCAUUCUUAAUAUUUUGCCAGAUCUGUCAUCUAGAUGAGUUCAUGUCAUCGUUCCCUUUUUUAUAUAGUCAAGUUUGAAUUUGAAGCAAUUUUUGUAUGAUCAGGUACCAUAUAUCAAAACUGAAUUGAGAAAAAAAUUACAGUAUUAUUCCCCCAAAUCUAUUUUUGUAAACUUCUUCGUACUAUUAAAUUUUGCCCUAAAAGACCUCUUAUGAUGAUUGUUGCCAGCGACUUCCUUGCAUUUUCUUUUUACUUAACAUAAGAGAAGGAGCACUUUAAUCACCAACUGAAAAAUCAGAUUGUUUUGUAGUCCUGUCUUUUACACUAAUUUGAACUCUUAAAAAUUGCUGCUGUCGUUUUUUUGACAUUGUUAAUAUGAAACCUAACAGUAAAAACCAUCACCAUUUACUACCAGUAACUUUCAGUUCACGUUUUAUAAGUAAAAAUACCCAGAAGGUUUUAUCUUUUAAGUUAGAAUUUUUACAAGACUAAAGUGACUGGCACUAAAUGAACUUGAUUCAUCCUCAGCAUCAAGUUCCCGAGAUAAAGGGCUUUCUCACGCUUUCAGGUAUAUUCUGUAGAUGUAGAAGGAAACGUCCCCUUCCUGAGACUUUUCCUUUUGCGGCCAGUUGAUCGAUCGCACUUCCAGUUGUGCUGUUACGUUUUCCUCCCCCGUGAGCCACGUGAUGUGCAGAUCAGAGCCUUGCUUCGGUUGGAUGGCGUCGGGCGGGGCUGAGCCGCGUCGGCGCAGAGCGGAUGUUCGCAAACCCUCAAACCAGGCGUGAUGCUCGCCUCCUUGUCAGUACUGGACGGUGUACGUUUAGCUUAAAAAAACAAAAGAAGUGGAAAAACAUGAUUUUAUUUUUCUGUUUUAUGAUUUUUCUUUUACUUUUCAGAAGAGGGAAUAUUUCAGUAUCACACAAGGCCUCCCAGACUUCUGUUUUUUGAUGUCGGAACUGGGAUGGAUGUGUAAGGCUUUGUUUUGCUGGGCUAAUCUUUAGCAGAGCCCGGAGGGUGGUGUCUGUAUUAAGUUUGAAUGAUGGGUCUAGACCUUGCCCAUUUCAGUUUUCUAUCUCUGCCCUUGAUCUUUGCCAAAAUGCGUGUACAGAGAUAUUUCUGUAUAUUUCAACUUAUGACCGACUUAGCAUCUGUAUAGUUUGUAUUCACUUAGAGACCUUUUCUAUGGAAAGCUCAGUAAUUUUUAUUAAAAGAUUGCUAUUGUUCAUGUAAAACAUGAAGAAAAAAUCUAGUGAAACUGACAGCGUGGACUUAGGGUGGGGUUAAAUAUUCAGUAUUGUGAUCUCACUUAGAACUGCGGGAGAAAAUUAGAGCUUAUGGUUGUUUUCCCUUGCCCGUGUCCAGUUUUGUUCCACUUCCUCUGUGUUCCAGAGAACGCAAUGUAACAUCUCUCUAGUAAGUGCCUCUGCCAGCCAGACCUGGGAGUGCAAGCUGUCUUUGCCAUCUGGUGUGCGUGUGGCGCGCCCUCAGCCUGGACUUCGAAGUGCUGUCAUGUUUAGGUCUAGUGGAGACUGUGUUCUGUUGAUGGGGGUUUGUGGGACUGUCCGGGUGGGAGCUCGUGUGUCACUCAUGUGUGUGUCUCUGUAGUCGUGCAAAGUGUCAGAUUCUCCUCUCUGUGGGUUGUGCUUUCCAGGCAGGUCUUAAAAUUUGUACUUUUCAGAAAAUUUUAUCUAAUUCCUUGGAGAUCAUUGUGAAAGGAUCAAGGAAUCCAGGAUAGCCAUUUCUUUAUAUCCAUUAAAAUUAAAAACCUGUUCAGUUCAUGUCAGCAGGACUGUUAACUUGUCACCAAGCAGGACUCUGUUUAAAACAAAAUUUAAAACUACUUGUGGCCUAUAUAUGUUUAAUUCUAGUCAAAGACAAAGCUUCUAAUGCUGUUUUUCAUUGAAGACAUUAACCAGCUGUAAAAUACAGACCUUUAUCAACAGCAGGCAAAGAAUUUCAGGAUUCAUACACAGACGGGAAAGUCCUAUAAUAUGAAAAGCAGUGUUUCGUUACGGAAGAGCUCUCGAGUUGCUUGUAAAGCUAACCUAAUUAAAAAGAUGUAUAAAUGUUCUUGAAAAACUUA